Messenger RNA from Myxocyprinus asiaticus (Chinese sucker), 4692 nucleotides. RefSeq names its product transcriptional repressor p66-alpha-like. The record is from RefSeq and is a predicted model, not a curated record. The coding region runs from base 400 to 2835 and encodes 811 amino acids. Gene Ontology annotation, cellular component: NuRD complex. Gene Ontology annotation, biological process: negative regulation of transcription by RNA polymerase II. The transcript has 11 exons. Gene Ontology annotation, molecular function: sequence-specific DNA binding. NCBI's taxonomy places the organism in Eukaryota, Metazoa, Chordata, Actinopteri, Cypriniformes, Catostomidae.
GUUGUCGCCUGUGUCCAAUGACUUCAAAUGAAGAUGAUGCUGUUAUUACUGAAGACGGCCUUAAGGCUUAUUUUAAACAGCCUAGAUUUUUUUAUUGAUCAUUUUAUUGAUCAUUUUAUACAAUAACAAUACGCUACAAAUAUGCCAAAAGCGCCUACUAGUUCCAGUUAUUGACAAACAAGUGGUAAACAAUUCUAUAUGCCUAAAUGCUGUCUUGAAAAGUUUCUACAAAUAGUCUAUGUUGUGUAUUAUAUAUAAAAUCGUGUAUGGACACUAUGAUGCUGUAGCAUAAUUAGAAAAAGAGAUUAUGCAGCGGACCAAGAGUAAACAAUUCAUCUAAAUGCCAUAUUUUAACCGUACAUUUGUAUAUUUGAUUGUUGUCACCUUUUGUAUUACUACAUGUAUUUGCUCUUUCCAUAUAUGUUCUUACAAUUUGUACUCAUACAAAUAGGCGCUUCCAUGACGUCUCCGUAUUUCCGUUUGCCGGUGUUCAGCUUCCGGUCCCCUUAUUCUUUCUUCACGUACGUACAAGGCGAAUCCGACGUAUCAGUGUUGAAAAUGAGCUCCGGGUCCACCUGUGCUGUUGCUGGCUGCUACAACAACUCAAAAAAGCUGAAGAGUUUUCAAGACAAUUUUUGUAUAGAUCACCAAAAGAUUCGUAGUGAAUGUCCGUGUCCGGCGCCGUACGCGUUACACUCAAUGCCGAGGAAUGAUGAGAGGAAACAGGCCUGGCUUGCGGCUCUGAAAUUAAAAACCCCUCCGAAGAGAGUUUACGUGUGCUCCUUUCAUUUUGUGGAUAAAAGGCCCACGGAACUGCAUCCUGAUCCGGAGCUUUACCUGGGCCACAAUCAUAGUCGCCGUGAUCAAAACAAACGAAAACAAAUUCAAGCCGCUGAUGGACUUGGUGAGAAGAUGUCAGAAGACGCUGUGCGUCAGACGCGCAGUCAAAAGCGGGCGCUGGAGCGAGAUGCCCCCGCCGCAGACCCAGACUUAAAAAGGGUUAAACUGGAAGCUGUUGAUGGACUGAAGACCAGAAGCGAACAGGCCAACAAGGUGGCCAACAUCCUGAGGGCCGGAGAGGUGAAGGCCACCAUCAAGGUGGAGGUGCAGACCAGUGACGAGCCCAUGGACAUGAGCACAUCCAAGAGUGAUAUAAAGAAAGAGCGACCUCCGACGCCAGAUGAUGUCAUUGUUCUGUCGGACAAUGAGCCUUCUAGUCCUUGUAUGAAUGGGGUCAUCCACAGUUUUAAGAAGAUGGAUACCGAGAUGCUAAUGAAGAGCAGCCCAUCCGAGCGUGAACGCAUCAUCAAGCAGCUGCAAGAAGAACUGCGUCUGCAGGAGGCCAAACUCGUCCUACUGAAGAAACUUCGGCAAAGUCAGACCCAAAAAGAUGGCGUACAAAAGUCAACCAAUUCUGUGGCUGCUCCUCCACCUCUUGUCAGAGGCAGCAUCUCAUCCACUAAAGGACCCCUACAGGUCUCCAACCGAAACUCAGGGACAGUCAUUCCUCCUCCUCUGGUUCGAGGUGGAGUGCAGGGCUCCAAGCACGGCUCCCAUAAUACAGUAGUCAUGCCACCCUUAGUCAGAGGCUCACAGCCCAUCGCAGUGACCCCACAGCAGAUUGCGACCCUGAGGCAGCAGCAGCAACAGCACUCUGGUUCUGGUCCUCCUCCUCUACUGCUGGGCCCACGGACCUCUGUACCCAGCGUGCAGGUACAGGGCCAGAGAAUCAUCCAACAGGGCUUGAUCCGUGUGGCCAAUGUUGCCAAUGCCAGUGUCCUCGUCCCACAGGCAUCCCCAACUGGUUUAAAAAUAUCCUCUCAAUCUGGCUUGGGCACCAGCACAUCCUCUGUCAAUGACUCUCCCGCCAGCCGUCAGGCCGCUGCCAAGCUUGCAUUACGAAAACAGUUGGAGAAAACCCUACUUGAGAUCCCGCCACCUAAACCACCAGCACCGGAGCUCAAUUUCCUGCCCUCUGCAGCCAAUAAUGAGUUCAUUUACCUGGUGGGGCUGGAGAUGGUGGUCCAGAACCUUCUAGAUACACUGGCUAAAAGUAAGCAGCCGCAGGCCGAGUUUGUGUCCACCCUGGCACCUAAGGAACCCUUCACAUGUGCCCAGUGCCAGACAGACUUCACGUCUCGCUGGAGACAAGAAAAGAGCAACAGCUCCACCCUGUGCGAGCAGUGCAUGAGCUCCAACCAGAAGAAAGUGCUGAAGGCGGAGCAUACAAGCCGUCUGAAGGCCGCCUUUGUCAAAGCCCUGCAGCAGGAGCAGGAGAUCGAGCAGCGCAUUCUGCAGCAGGCCGCUUCACCCGUCUCAAAGACCACCACCCCCUCAUCUUCAUCCUCCUCAUCCUCACCUGUGAUUAAAUCAGAACACAUGCUGGUGUCGCCACAGUAUAAGCAGGUUCGCACGUCUCUGCCACAGCAGCAGAGCAACAGGGCAACAUUGGUCGGCCGCUACCACACCACCAUCAAACAGAACCAAGGACAGCUGUCACGCAGCGUACAGCAGGCCUUAAACACGGGCGUACGCGGGGUGAGCCACAGCUGCUCCACGUCAUCUCAGCUCCAGAAUGCCGUCACGGCUGCCGUGCUAGUUAGCAGGCCAGGUAAGCAUGCCAUGAGGGCAGGGGACAAGGGCACCAGCAGCAGCAACCCCACCACCAAUACCUGGAGGAAACAGAACAGUGGGACCACAGGUGUCACCAUGGCUUAUGUCAACCCCAGCCUCUCUGUGCACAGGACAACUUCUCCGGUGGACCGUCAGCGAGAGUACCUCUUGGACAUGAUCCCUUCCCGCUCCAUUUCCCAAACGGCAAACACAUGGAAAUAAUACCCCAUUCCACCGAUUAAAUGAUCCUAAUAUUUCUCAUAGAUUAUAAUCCUGACUUUUGGACAUUUGGUUGGUUUUCAAUGUCAGACAACCAGCCAUUAAGCAAUAAUAAAAUUAAAAAGAUAUAUUUUCUCUCUAUUUCUCUUUUGUUCUGAGACCUUUACUUGUACGGUCUGAGGUAAGAAAUCCCUAUAGGCCAAUAAGUGUGUCCUAGAGGAGAACUGUACCGGGAUCAGUGAUAAAGGAGGCAUGAGAACCUUUUGUAUAGGCCUUUGUAUCCAUCUACUGCAUCCCUCCAGUACCCUAUGGUCUUUAGUGAUCUAAUACACAUGCACGGUGGUCAUGUCGCCCACCAGCUCCCAAUUUGUGGCUCCUAAUGGCUCUUCAAGUGGAGAAAAGGCUUUAUUAUGUGAGCUACAGCCUUUGUUCAGAGUUCCAGAGACUGACGGACACAUUACCCAUAGGAAGUGGAGAAGAUGGGACUGUAGACUUCCUGCGUAAUGCCAGAAAUUACAUUUUGACCUUUUGUUGACCAUCUACACAAUUACUUGAGCUGUGAAAAGCUCAAAGGGACAGUUCACCCAAAAAUGAACAUUCUGUCAUGUUUCACUCACCAUUAAAAUUUUCAUUUUUGGGUGAACUAUUUCUCACAUCGUCUCUUGAACAGAUAUGGGAGUGUAUGCAUGUGUAUUCGAUGUCAAUAAGUUUGUAUUUUAUUUUUCUUAGCUUAACUGUGGACUCAUUCCACCCUUUAUUCGAAAUGGCCUUUUUUUAAAGGCUUCGAGUUUAAAAGGUAUUGUUAUAUUGUUGAGGUGGUUAUACAUCUGCUGGUGUAAUGUUUAUUUUUGGAUACUUUGGGUUGUUUUUCUUUGUAAGCUUAUAAAAGACAAGAAUUGUGCAUCAGGGAUGGUUACAGAGAUGGACUAACUAACUAAAGCAGCAGCCACAACAGGACUACUAGACCUACAACAUUUGUUGAUAUCAGUUAUAACAGGAAAAUUGCGUUAGAUCUGAUAUUGCAUUACAUUUUUGAUUAACGUUGUGAUGUUCUCCCCUACCCCAGGCUUUCUUAUAAGAGCAUCUAAUAUUUGGAUGUUGUAUUAUUUAUAAAUGUCACUUUAGAUGAAGGAUAUAUACCAUUAGCCCAAGUUUAAUGAAUUUCUAAACCCAUGAUUUCUCCCCAGGUAGUUUCAAAGGGUUACGAAUUUAAGAUUGGACUGUAUUUAGCGUAUUUAAAUGCAAAGUUUUGCUAGUUGUUCAUGUUCUAUCUACCAUUUUAGAUCCUGUCGGAAGUUGUGCAGACUGGCACAGCUUAAUCUUUCCUUAAAGGAAAUGUUUAAAAGCAUGACUGCUUAUUGAAUGUAGCACACAGUCACAAGUGAAUAGCGAAUUCAAAGUCCUUAUGUACCUACCUGUAAGGUGGUGGUCACUUAUUUUGCCAUCUCUUAUUUUCCUUUCAUCUGAUUUGAUUUGCUAGCAGUACGCUUGGUAUUUUAGCUAAACAGAUAUGUAUUUUAUAAAUGACAGCUUGGGUCCUUAGUCAUUGCAGUCCAACAAACAUGUCAUGUUAGUUAUGCUUGCGUCAGUUUUAGUUUUUCUACACUUUAUCUUUUUACGAUGAUCCAUUCAAAGAUCUUGAAUGCCUGUGGAGUGUUUCGGACAUGGAGGCCCUUGUUUCAGACUGCUGUUCUGACUACUGCUGCUGACAACUAACACCAUUCCAUUUUCCUGGGAUGCCAGCAUUGUUUAUCGUAUCGCAUCCCUUUUAUGAAUUGUUUAAAAAAAAAAAAACAUUGUCUUUUUCAUCCAUUUCUGCUUUAUCAGUUAAUAAUUAUAAUAAAAACUAAUUUUAACCUG